Morus notabilis is the source of this 876-nucleotide messenger RNA. RefSeq lists its product as uncharacterized. The record is from RefSeq and is a predicted model, not a curated record. The coding region runs from base 1 to 876 and encodes 291 amino acids. The transcript has a single exon. NCBI's taxonomy places the organism in Eukaryota, Viridiplantae, Streptophyta, Magnoliopsida, Rosales, Moraceae.
AUGGCAAGAAGAACAACACAAGUUCUUGAUACAAUGUAUUUGAUGAACACAGCUCAGAUCUUCAAAGAAUCCAUGAGAGUAAUUCUUCUUCAUCCAACUCAGUUCCAUUCCAUCUCUGUCUUCCUCUUCUCACCUCUUCCCAUCUCGCUCUUCUGCUCACACUUUCUCAUCCACCAUUUUCCGCAAAUAUUCAGUACUGCCACCCACAACUUGUUUGGCUAUCCACUGCCUAAACUGCUCUCCAAAACCAUGCUUCAUAUCAUCAUAUGCUUUCCUUUAUCCACCACAUUCUCUCUUCUUGGGAAAGCUGCAACCGUCCAAGCUGUUUCCGAUAGUUACAAUGGAAUCAACCUUGACGGCAGAAGAUUGCUAAUCAGAAGUGGGGUUUCAUGGAUCAAGCUCCUCCAUACAACCUUCUGGGAAUCCCUCAUUGUUCUUGGCCUAAUUGGAGUUUUGGUUGUCAAUCUUGCAAUAGUACCGAAGAUACUACAUAUGUGCGGUAUUUGCUCGGAAGUGUUGGGAUUCUGGGGUGUCCUCGGGUUCUUAGGAAUACCUUUUUGUGUGGCAUUUGCGCAUGUCAUGGUCGUGGGGAAUAUGGCUAGAGUGAUAUCAGUACUGGAGGGAGAAUGUUACGGAUUUGAGACUUUACUAAGGGCCAAGACGCUCAUGGAAGGAAGGCGACAAACGGCUUUGAUCAUGGCGUUGUUGAGCAACAUGGGGCUUAGACUCGUUGAAUGUGUGUUUGAGUUUAGGAUGUGCAAGGGGAUUAACUUGUGGGAAGGUCCUGUGUUGGUUUCAAUGUACUCUUUGGUGCUUGUUUUUGACACGGUCAUGAAUGUUGUGUUCUAUUAUGCUUGUAAAUCUUUUAAUGAUUGA